GGUCUAGACUCAUAGGUAACAUAAUGGCAGUGAGUAAUUUGUGUAGUUUAAUGCCUCUGUCUGAAAUAUUUUUGUUAUGAAUUAAUGCAGAAAUCAACAUGAAUCAAUGGAAGCCAGUGAAAGAAAAGGAUCGAUAUGGGAUUGCAAUCCACAACUUUCAUCAGGAUGCAUUGUACAGGAUAAAGUUAAUGGUUGGAGAUGCUGUUCACAUUCUGGAAGAAAAUGGAGACUGGUUCUUUGGAUAUUCCACCAAGAACCGUGCAGUCAGAGGAAUCUUUCCCAAAUCUUACAUCCAUGUCAAAGAAUGCAUUGUUGACAAAACUGGACCAGUGGAAGUGAUAACAUUGAAACAACCUCAUGUUGUCCAAGAACUAACAUCUGUGUUGAGAGAAUGGGGCCAUAUAUGGAAACAUUUGUAUAUUGUCCAUAGUGAACACUUUGAGACAAUAGAGCAUCGGAUUUGUGAGUUGAUUCGGUACCGAAGUAAAAUCCUAUCAGGCACAUUGCCUGUAGAUGAACUCAAAGAAAUCAAACAGCUAGUCACAUCAAAAAUAGAUAUGGGUAACAAGUUACUAGAUCUUGAUAUGGUAGUUAGAGAUGACCAAGGAAAUAUUUUAAACCCAGAUAUUGCUUCCACCAUUCAACUAUAUUGGCAACAUGAACUAGCCACUGAAAGGAUAAGAAAAGCCACUUCUGGCCCCAUGAAGAAAGUGCAGAAGACGGUGACGCAGUACUCGCAUAUAUUUUUCGUGUCCGUUCGUAACUUUGUUUGCAAGAUGAAUGAGGAUGCUGAACUUCUCAUGACGCUGUACGACGCCAAAGAAGGCCGAGCUGUCACAGAAAAUUAUGUAGUCAGAUGGAGUAAGGAGGGCUUGGCACGGGACAUUGACCAAUUGCACAACCUCAGGGUGUUGUUUACUGAUUUGGGUAGUCGAGAUUUACAUCGUGAAAAGGUGUACCUGGUUUGCUAUGUAGUGAGAGUAGGUGCUAUGGAGGUCCGAGAUCCCGACCAUAGACGAAAUUCACACGUUCCAAAGAAGGCGCAUGCCGAGGGCAUGAGGCGUCCCUUUGGCGUAGCAGCAAUGGAUGUAACUUUGUACAUCAGUGGCAAGAUAGAAGGCAAUGAGGAGGAGCACCACUUUAUUCCUUUCUUGCAGUGCUGCGAUAGGGAUAACUUAGAUGGUACGCUCAGAAGGAUACUCACCGUUAAGGAACUGACACACAAGGAGCAUAAAGGGCAGGGUCUCUGGACUAGCUUGAAACUGCUGCAUGGUGAUUUGAAACAGGUUCGAGAAGAGAAUCCACAUUUAGUAUUGGGCAAUGUGACAAUAGCACGAAAGAUGGGUUUUCCAGAAGUGAUACUACCUGGAGAUGUGCGCAAUGAUCUAUAUCUUACUCUAGUGAGCGGGGAAUUUUCUAAAGGAAACAAAUCGACAGACAAGAACGUUGAAGUUACUGUCAGAGUCUGUAAUGAGAAGGGACAGAGCAUUCCAGGUGUGAUUACAUUGGGUGGUGGAGUUGAAAUGAUAAAUGAGUACAGAUCUGUCAUAUAUUAUCAUGAAGACAAGCCCCGGUGGUUUGAGAUAUUCAAAGUAGCUGUGCCCAUUGAGGAGUUUAAAGGAAGCCAUUUAAAAUUUACAUUUAAGCACAGAUCUUCAAACGAAACCAAAGACAAGACGGAGAAACCAUUUGCUAUGUCGUACGUGAAGCUGAUGCAGGAAAAUGGGACCACGUUACGAGAUGUACAGCAUGAACUUCUAGUGUACAAGAUUGAUCACAAGAAGUUUGAAGACAGUGAUUUGGGCUAUUUAAACCUUCCUUCAACACGAGAAGAGUUGACUGAGGGUCAAAAACCCCAACAUGGGGGCAUAAGUCUUAGCAGCAAGGAUAGCUUCACUAUUCAUACCAAUGUGUGUUCAACCAAGCUGACACAAAAUGUGGACUUGCUUGGGCUGUUGAACUGGGUAAGCCACCCCGAAGGCCUUAAAGACAGUCUUGCAGCGUUGAUGAAGGUGGAUGGUGAGGAGGUAGUGAAGUUCCUUCAGGACGUGUUGGAUGCACUGUUCAACAUUCUCAUGCAAAACUCAGAUUCUGAUCUGUAUGAUAACAUGGUCUUUGAGUGCCUUCUUUGUAUCAUUGGACUGGUGUCCGACAGGAAGUACCAACAUUUUCAGCCAGUUUUGGACCUCUACAUAAAGGAGAGUUUCAGUGCCACUCUUGCCUACAACAAACUGAUAGUGGUUCUCAAGUACCACAUAGACAACGCCAACUCUACUGACAGUCAGGAUAAGGACAUGCUGUUGAAGACAAUGAAAUCCCUGCAGUAUUGCGUGCGCUUCAUAGUACGUUCAAGACAGCUGUUCUCAGAGUUGAACGAAGGGAAAGGUCAGCAGCAGUUUGAAAUUUCAUUAAAACAGCUGCUCCAGAGCAUCACCGGAAUGAUGUGCUACAAUACAGACAGCACGCUGUUGGUUCAAGGGGCAUGUCUUAAGUACCUGCCAUUCACCAUUCCAGAUAUUCUGACAGUAUUCAGUGCCACAGAACUGAGUGGCUUAUUAACAGAGCUUAUCAACAAGGUUCCUCCAAAUCGCCUCAUGAAGCAGAAGAUGAUGACUGUGAAUGACAUUGUACACAGCAAGUUGUUUCUGUAUUCCGACUGCCGUGCGAUUCUGCUGCCAGUCAUCACAGCUCAUAUCAAAGAGCUCCUUGAGUCCAGAGAGGAGGGACGGGGUGGUGUUGAGUUCCGCAACAAGACAAAGUCUGUUGCCAAGGUUGCCAAGGUGCUGGGAGAAAGCAAGCACAACCUCAACUCUCAUCGCGGGCACACUGAGGAGGUUGAACUUUGUGUGAAGAUCCUUAGUGAUAUAAUGGAGCUACUGUUCCGUAGUGACAUUGGACCAACAGUUGCAGAUAUAAAAGAUAUCAUGCUUACUGUCCUGCGAACCGUAAUCCAGACCACAAUAUCAAUGGACCGGGAAAGCCCUUUAGUUGGCCGACUGGUAGCUGUAAUGAUAGCAAUUUUCCGGCAGAUGACAGGGCAUCAUUUUGAAGUGUACAUAGAUCACUUUAUAACAAUUACAGACCUGCUUGAUUUUCUUAUGGAAAUCUUACUUGUAUUCAAAGACCUGGUGUCAAAGCCUGUUUAUCCCAAGGAUUGGUGUGAAAUGAUAAUGCUACAGAACAGUGUAAUUCUCAAGUCUCUUCGUUUCUUCUCGCACACAAUUCGUGACUACUUCUUCCAACCCUUUGAGCACCAGGCAUGGAACAACUUCUUCCAUUGUGCUAUUGCAUUCCUUACUCAGCCAGCGUUGCAGUUGGAUGUCUUCAGCCAAAACAAGCGUGCGCGAAUAAUUGGGAGGUAUAAGGACAUGCGCAGGGAGACUGGUUUUGAGAUACGCAGCAUGUGGUUCAACCUUGGUCAGUACAAGAUUCAGUUUGUGCCUGGAUUGGUUGGUCCGUUCUUGGAGAUGACCUUAAUUCCAGAGACUGAAUUAAGAAGAGCAACAAUUCCAAUAUUCUUUGACAUGAUGCAGUGUGAAUUUUACUCUUCACGAGUAACAAGUGAAAGCUUUGGUGAUACCAAGCGUAACACUUCAAACAUCAAGGCCCACUUCUCAGAGUUUGAGAAUGAAAUGAUUGCCAAGCUAGACAUUCUGGUGGAAGGGGGGCGUGGAGAUGAGCACUAUAAAGAACUGUUCGGAGAAAUUAUGCUGGAUCGUUGUGAAAACCAUUCCACUAUGAAGGAUCAGGGUAUAAAGUUUGUAAAAACUGUGACUCGUCUGAUGGAGCGAUUGCUGGAGUACCGUUUUAUCAUCACAGAUGAGAAUAAAGAAAAUCGCAUGAGCUGCACUGUCAAUCUUCUUGACUUCUACAGUGAGAUAAACCGCAAAGAGAUGUAUAUCCGCUAUGUAAACAAACUGUGUGACUUGCAUCUGGAGUGUGACAAUUACACAGAAGCCGCAUAUACACUGAAGUUGCACAGCAAGCUGCUCAACUGGUCCGAUGCUCCCUUGCCUCCUUUGUUGAAGAGCCAUAAGUACCUUAAGUGUCAGACACACAGAGACCUCAAGGAAGCAUUAUACUAUGACAUCAUCAACUAUUUUGACAAAGGAAAGAUGUGGGAGUGUGCUCUAGCCGUGUGCAAGGAACUGGUGACGCAGUGCGAAGAGGAAAUAUUUGAUUACAUACAGUUGAGCUCACUUCUGAAGAGAAUGUCACAGUUCUAUGACAGCAUAAUGAAGCAGAUUAGACCAGAACCAGAAUAUUUCCGUGUUGCUUACUAUGGUCGAGGCUUUCCAGCUUUCCUGCAGAACAAGGUGUUUAUAUACCGUGGUAAAGAAUAUGAACGUCUGAGUGAUUUCAGCAGUCGUACAUUGAACCAGCUACCCAAUGCAGAACUCAUGAACAAGCUUACUCCACCUGGAGAUGAUAUCAUGGAGUCUCCACACCAGUAUGUUCAGAUUAAUAAAGUUGAACCUCUAAUGGAUGACCGUAAGCAGCGAUUAUCUGGUAAACCCAUUAGUGACCAGAUCCUGCGAUAUCACAGGGUGAAUGAUGUGCAGAAGUUUCGCUUCUCCCGUCCAUUUCAUCGUAAGGAUCCACUGAGGCUGUCUGGUGGAGAUGGAGAUAAUGAAUUUGCAAGUCUCUGGCUAGAACGUACCGUAUUGGUCACAUCGUAUCCACUACCUGGAAUUCUCCGUUGGUUUCCAGUUACCUCCACCGAUACAUAUCAGGUGUCGCCAUUGCGAAACGCUAUCGAGACAAUGGAAGUUACCAACAAAGCUCUACGAGACCUCAUAAUAGCUCACAGAAGUGAUGCUACAUUGCAGUUGAAUCCUUUGAGUUUGAAGAUCAACGGCAUUGUAGAUGCUGCUGUGAUGGGUGGUGUGACAAAUUAUGAGAAGGCAUUCUUUACACCUGAGUAUGUAGAAGUGCACCCAGAAGAUGCAGCUCUCAUCACCAAGUUGCAGGAUCUGAUUGCAUCACAAAUUCCGCUCUUGGAUUUAUGUAUUCAAAUUCAUCGUCAGAGGGCUCCUCCCUCUCUUGGGCCAUUCCAGCAGCGACUGGAGGAAUGUUUUGCUGAAAUGCAGAAUCAUGUAGAGUCCAAAUAUGGAAAGAAGACUUGUGAUUUGAAACUUGAAAGUGCUCAUUCUGUAACGAUGAGGAGACAGUUCAGUACUAGCAAUUCACACGCAGAUAAUCGUCUGUCUGAAGCUAGCCUCACGUCAUCAGAAGGGAGUAGGUCACGUGUCUCAAGUCUAACCCGAUCACAGGUUACUACACUCAAAAAUUUUGCUACCACAUUCAAUUUCUCCAACAUCAAUUCAUCUAACACGCUGGGAAGGGCCACUGUGUCUCAUUAUGGCAAUUCUCCAAGCAAACAACACAGCAUUGGAUCCCCUUUGGUGUCCUCGAGAUCACAGUCUAUGUUUUCUAAGACAUCAAGUUCUCCAUCACUUAAAGGGACAUCUAAGCGAGAUAAGUCAAGCAAGGAAAGUAAGAGGCGGUUGUCACGCAAGAAUGAUCGUGAGUCAUCGUCAUCUAUUCAGUCUUCCACAUCUACUAGUCAGUGGUACACCACACCAGAACAGGAGCUAUCACCUCCGAUAUUCACUUCUGUGGCCACCACGCCCGUGUUCGAACUGCGGCAAGAGUUAACACCAAAGCGCCCAUUGCGGUCAGAAGUUGAACGUGAACGUCGUAUGAGUCGCCCAUCAAGCGGACAGUUCCAGGCAUCAAGUCGAUUCAACACCACUUCUGUUCUGAAUGCAAGGUUCAAUGGAAGCAGCACUACUCCAUGCAAUAACCGUGACUCCAUAGGAACCACAGACUCAACAGCAAGUGAGGAAGAUAUGAUUCCUCCCCCUUUGCCUCAAAAAGCAAGAGAUGCUGACUAUUGCAAUCUUCCAGAUGAAACGGACUCCUUAGUAUCUGAUUCUCUGCGACCACCCACCACUCCUCGAGUCAGAAAUAAGCCGCCACCUCCAGAGCCUGUUGAGAAGGAACCGCCUCCAACACCACCACCAAAGAAUCCAGGUCUCAAGCCCCCGUUUUGUUAGACCCUUGUGUAAUCAAAAUAUUGAGAUGCUAGGUUUGUGAAACAUUUCAAGACUCGGUGAAGCUGCUUACAUCAUAUCCAGCACAGCCAUGACAUCAGACUGCAAAGUUCAGUUUCUGUAUCAUUAACCUAAAGGUAAAGUGCUUCAUUUCUAUAUUUACCAGGCAGUAACAGCAACCUGACCACUGUUUAUUUAUUUAAAAAAAAAAAAGUUUUCGUAGUAUCAGUUUAGGAAAAAAGUAAUUUCGUGUUCUAUAAGACAGCCCAUGCUACUGUAAAGCUCAUUCUUAAGACAGUAUUAUUAAAUACAAUCAAAUCUGUACCUUCUGAAUUUAUUUAUAUGAAAGACAUUGUUAUACCAUAUUAUACCCUCCAGAUUAUUAGGUACACAGGUUUUUUUUCUCUCGUCUUUUUUGUGAAUGGUCUGGUAUUGCAACCUCAAAAUAAUUGCUAAAUCUCGAGAAGCUCUUGGUUCCUUUAUUAUGUUGGCUAGCCUGUGUCAUUUGGUGUGUUUCCACGUGCAUGCUUUGAUUUAUAUGGUAGUUCCAUUUCUGGAAAUACAUAACACAAAUUUCAAAAUUUUCUACAUUAAUGUAAUGUUUAUAAGGAGUCGAUUAUGAGUUAAAAUUUUCCUAUAGUUAACUCAGUAAUUGUGGUAAUUUUUAGUUAUUUAAAAGUAAAGUAACAUUGUAUCAACAUAGAAAGGCAUUUAUUUGAACAUUCGGGUAUGGUGUUAUAUAAGCUCCGUGUCCCACUACUAAUUGCUUGUCUUCAUGUGAGCUAUGAGAUAUACAAUCUACAAAGUGAGGUUGAGAGAGGCAUCAAAUAACUUUGUAUGCGAGGAAACAACAAGUAAAUAAGAGGUAUUCUUAAGGGUGUAAACUACGCACGUGAGAACGCAGAAACUGAGGAUCCACAGAUCAAAGUAUACAUCAAAAUAUACAACUAUGUACGUGAAUUGUAUUAUUCUUUUAAAUGUCACAAAUAUGCGGUCUUUGCUGUUGAGAAUGUUCUCAGCAGUAUUUUGAGUAAAACUUCGAGAAUGUGCGAGAUAUGUUAUAUAAGUAGAUACUUCUUAUAUAUAAUCAUUUGUAAAUAAACCCUUGUGGACACAAAUAUAUGUGUUCAUUUGUGGUGUUUGUGUCUUUGAAGAUUUCAAGGUAAUUCAAAAAUUAAAGGCAAUGUAAUUAAGGUUUCAGCAAACUAAUCGCACGAUGGUUAAGAGUUAUAUUAAUUUUUAAUGUAAUCGACCACGUUUUCUAUGCACUUGGUCUAACGAUCUCGAAUCUUUGUAGUUGUAUCAGAAUAAAGUGGUUCCAGUUGAGCAUUGUGCAGUUCUUGCGCUGCUCAUUUCCGUAAUUGGUGCGCAUUUCAGAUGCAGUUUUGUCAAGGCUGAUUCUUCUGUCGUUCCAGAUACGCCAAUGAAUCUGCUUCUUAAUCUCAGUAUAUUUUAUUGUUCACCCAGAAUUUGUUGGUGUCAGUUUUCUGGGUUGCAAUUCCAUGUUAUCUUUUUGGUGGUUACCAGCAUCCCCCAGAGGCAUCUACAAGAUCAUGUGGAGUCACAACCCAGAAGACCAAAAUUGAAAUCUUCAGUGCCUUGCCAGCCUCAAGUCUCAGGUUCCCAAAAUGCGCAAUCAACAUUCAUCUUCUGGCCUUUAAAUCUUUCCGCCUAUUUGUAAAAUUUCCUUUGGCCCAUACAAUAAUUAUUGAACUAUUUUUUCAUAAAUUUCUAAUUUUUUUCACUCACACACGCUGGCCACAAAUAUUUAAUCACGUGUCAAUAGUCUUCAGUAGUAAAUUAUGUCUUGGAGCAGCCGUAUUAAACGUAUCACAGUAUGAUAUUACUACUCAGAGGAGAAUGAAAUUCAGCUAGAUGCAUAGUGUUUAAUACCGCCAACAUCACGUUUGAUGAAAAUUAACGUUGCCUUUACUUUUUGGCUUUUUUGUUAUAGAAUUGUGGUGUUUAUAUGUCCAAAAUCUAACCAAAGUUUCAAAGUAGUAUUAAAUAUAUAAUUUUUAUAUUGAUGUGAUUAUGUAUUUAAAUCAGAGGUUGUAUAACUUUAGUUUUUCUUUCGCUCCCUGAUUUCUCUGUUGAGGUAUGCAAGAAAAUUCAUAAUGUUUUGGAAGACAAUUUGUCUCUGUAGGUACAUAUUUAUGAUAUUACUUAAGGUUAGUAUAAACUGAUGAAUUUCAAUGACGUUUCAACACCAGCUGCAAAUGUGGCCAAAAUAAUUUGUUUGUUUAAGUUUUCGUACAUUUAAGCUGAAGCUAAAGAUGUGCUUGCCAGUUGAUUUUAUUAGCUUCUGCUACAAAAAUACGGUUGGUUGUCGAAGGGAGUGGAAAAACUCGUAGCCUUGUCUGGUAAUGCUUUAUUAGUGUUGUAACUACAGUUUAACAUGAUCCACACAAAUAAGUAGUAGUGUUUUAUGUUACCAAUUCUUGAACACCCUGCCAUAUAGGUUUAGGUUUUUAUUUAAUGGUGUUCGUAUGACAUACCAUUCACAGGUAUGUGGACAUAAGAGAAGAGUUUUUUUGUAAGUUUGUUGAGAAAUAUUUCUUGACGGUAACUAAACAUCUAAAGACAACUUAGUCAGCUUGGUGUUUUUUUGGGUGAAAUAUGGAUGUUUCAGUACGUCUUCCUGCCUUUAUUUAUCAUUCUUAUAUUUUAUGCCAUCAGCGGAACAUGCGCCCAUACCACUUUCUACUUUGUUUUACCGAUUUUUGUUAUGUUUCUGCUUUCGGAUCUUGCCUAAAUCAUGGUUUCAUAUUUUACCCCAGUAGGUACAUACAGCAUACAGAUUUUAAACGUUGUGCCAGGUAUUUUAAGUUCUGUUAUUAUAUUUUAUUUUAACAUCAUCCCUUGCCUGUUAUUUAAAUUACAGUAUGUAUAAAAAUUAAAAAAAUUAAAAUUCGCUGUAUUCAUGUAAGAACUCAGGAAGGUCAGUCUCUGAAACAUUGAAUUUUAUUAGAAUUUUUACUUUUUGUAAUUGGUGUCAUUCAGGAUAUCUCAGUCAGUUUAGUGACUGACUAUGGACUGGAUGACUGGGGUUCAGUCCCUGACUUGGACAGAGAAUUUUUCCUCUGUGUAACUGCUGCAAACUCAGUCAUGUUAACAAGUAAUCAAGAAACAUUUUGUUCCAAAUUUCACACUGAAGCAAUUCAUAUAUCACCUACAUGCUGAUGGUAAGUUGUUGAAUGCAUUUUUUGUGAAUAUGGACACUUCUUGUAUUAUUCUGUCCAAUGCCAGUACACUGAUGGGACCAAAGGACAGUUUCGUACUGUAUUCUUGUAUUGCUGUGUUUAUUAUUUCUCCUGGUCUAGUAUUAGUGAUUUUUAACUUACAUUAGUACAUACGUAUAUUAUAUAAAUAUAUUUUAAAUAUGUAUAGCCAACUUUUCUUAAUUUAUGUGUAGACCAAGAGUCAAAGAUUUUUUAAUUAAUGAGACAUAUUUUCUGUAAUAAUAUACAGCUUUGUCUGUUUAUUCAUUAGAUUUUGUAAAAGAGGAUAUUUUAUAUUUAUAAAGAAUUUUAAUGUUAAUGAAUGUGUUGUGGCAUGUUGAAAAUUUGACAGGUUUGUGGUUCUUUGUAAACAGUGAUGCCAGUGAGUGAUGUGAGCGUUGAACAUGAUGUAUUUAUAUGUUGACACUUGUGUUUCGACUCUCCAAACCACAAUCCUGUUAACGGUACUAUUAAAUACAGGAAAAUCAGUAUC
Molecule: messenger RNA, 9770 nt
Organism: Zootermopsis nevadensis
Lineage: Eukaryota; Metazoa; Arthropoda; Insecta; Blattodea; Termopsidae
Gene: mbc
Product: dedicator of cytokinesis protein myoblast city
Biological process (GO): cell migration; myoblast fusion; small GTPase-mediated signal transduction
Cellular component (GO): plasma membrane; cytoplasm
Molecular function (GO): small GTPase binding; guanyl-nucleotide exchange factor activity
Source: RefSeq, a predicted model, not a curated record